AUGGAGAGAAAAUGGACAUACUGUGCGGUUUAUUCCAUCAUCCAGAUACAGUUUUUCAGGGGCAUAUGGGAAGAAAGAGUCAACGCAGGAGAAACCAUAUAUUCGCCACCUGGAUCUGACAUCAACUUGACCUGUCAAACAACAAAGGAGAAAGAAUUCUUGGUACAGGCACAGUGGUCUAAGGUCACUGAUAAAAACGACCCCAUCGUGGUUUAUCAUCCUCAGUACGGCUUCCACUAUGCUCAGGGGUAUGCCCAUGGGGCACAGGUGGCUUCCAUCAAAAUUCAGAGGAAUGUAACAGAAUGGACUCUGUCCUUAGAGAAUAUCUCUACCACCUUCAGUGGACAGUAUGAGUGCAGCUUUACUGUGUAUCCAGAAGGUAUCCAGACUACGGUCUACAACCUUGUUGUGGCACCUCUUAUACAAGAGGAACACAACUAUACAAUAGAAACAGAGACGAAUUGGACUCUGGAAAUACCAUGCUUUCAAAAUACUUCCUCGGAAAUUUCACCUGGGUUCACCUUUUCAUGGUUGGUGGAGAAAGAUGGAGUCCAGGAAGUUCUCCUCACCCAUGAUGACCACAUCAGCAGUUCCACAUCAUUAAAAGGCAGAGUCAAGUUAGGUGCAGACUCUGGACUCUACCUCUCCCGGGUCCAAAUCCAAGAUGAUGGCUUGACAUUCUCUUGCCAGCUGAGAGUCACUCCUCUUGAAGUCUGGAAGACCUCCACUACAGUCAAGGUUUUUGCUAAGCCAGAAAUCUUCAUGAUCAUGGAAAACGGCACCAUGGAUGUCUUUGGAGAGAGAGUAUUUACCUGCCUACUGAAGAAGGUGUUCCCCAGAGCAAACAUCACCUGGUUAAUAAACGGAAGGUUUCUUCAAGGCAAUGAAGAAGGAAUAUACGUUACAAAUGAUAAGAAGACUGACAGAAGUGGAUUUGGGGAAGUAAAGUCGGUUUUAACAAGGAUGCAUGGUAACAGGCUGGCCCAAUCCAACAACGUGACAGUUCAGUGUAUGGCUCUGUCCCCGGGCCCCAGAAACAAAAUGUGGAAUAUCUCAUCACAGUCCAUCAUGCUUCCUUUGGAUUCGGAGAAUGUCCCAACGGAACACCUCACCAGUGUGACAGGAUCUACCUUGGGCACACAACCUUUUCCAAAUGACAAGGUGUCUUCUACAAGAUAUCCAGGUAUGUCUUCAAUGGCCAUUGUAGACGGGGAUGUGUCGACACCAGAUGCAACUCCCCAGGGAGACAAUUCCAGCAUGACGACUAAAGGCUUCAACUAUGUCCAGACAUCCAGUGGAACAGACGGCAAAAACUCAUCAAGAGCUGCUUCCUCCAGUAGUGGAUCUGGGCCUUCUCCUUCGGUUUCGCCUCCAGAAUGGCCGUCAUUGCCUAGUACUUCCACUAAACCUCUCCAGCCAGAUGCCCCAGAUUCAUUGAUACCCAGUGAGAUGCACACUGCAAUCCCCUCAGAAGCAAGCUUAGCUCCACACGAUGUCAUCUCUAGCACAACCAAAGGAUAUCCAGAUGUCACUACAACGGCGAGAGGAAUGACUAAAAAUGACUACAACUAUAUCACCAGUAUCACUGUUAAUAAGUCCAGAGAUGGAAUGUCUUGGCCUGUGGUUGUAGCAGCUUUGCUCCUUUUCUGUGCAAUAUUGUUCAUGUUAGGAGUAAGAAAAUGGUGUCAGUAUCAAAAAGAAAUCAUGGAAAGACCCCCACCUUUCAAGCCACCACCGCCUCCCAUCAAGUACACGUGCAUUCAAGAGCCCACUGGACAUGACCUGCCUUGUCAUGAGAUGGAGACACUCUGA
Messenger RNA from Chionomys nivalis (European snow vole), 1812 nucleotides. RefSeq names its product CD96 molecule (gene Cd96). Gene Ontology annotation, biological process: cell-matrix adhesion; inflammatory response. The record is from RefSeq and is a predicted model, not a curated record. Lineage: Eukaryota; Metazoa; Chordata; Mammalia; Rodentia; Cricetidae. Bases 1 to 1812 code for a protein of 603 amino acids. The transcript is spliced from 15 exons.